This is a messenger RNA of Salvia miltiorrhiza (redroot sage), 1932 nucleotides long. RefSeq lists its product as uncharacterized. Gene Ontology annotation, cellular component: nucleus; cytoplasm. NCBI's taxonomy places the organism in Eukaryota, Viridiplantae, Streptophyta, Magnoliopsida, Lamiales, Lamiaceae. The record is from RefSeq and is a predicted model, not a curated record. Gene Ontology annotation, molecular function: mRNA binding. Gene Ontology annotation, biological process: regulation of gene expression. The coding region runs from base 404 to 1759 and encodes 451 amino acids. The transcript is spliced from 11 exons.
AAAAAGUCAUAGAUAUAAGAAAUUACUGUACUAGUUUAUAGCGACAUCGAGAAAAGAUACGAGCAAGCCAAUUCCCAAUAGAUCAGGCCCUUUCCUCCGCUGCCGUCUCUUUUCUUAGCUCCCCUUCCAUAACCCCAGCUCCCACCGCGCUCCUCGUUAAUCCGCCGCCACCCCCUUUCACCUACUCCCCCUCCACAACCCUGAUUCGCGAUCCCUGCGCGCCAAAAUCUUGAAUAAGUAAUGAAUUUGGAUUAAAUGGAAGGAAAGGAGGGAUCGUGCCGCUGCCGCAAUAGCUGAUUCAUCUUCCUACUCGCCGUCUGUAAUGGUUCCAAGUUUCUAACCCUGCCUGCGAUCAGUUGCUGUUUUCCAUUUGUGUUGCACACUGUCAUCUCUUCCAACAACCAUGUCGCAAGCGGAAACACCUGUGAACCCAAGAAGAAACCAGGCUCCAUCUUCAACCACAAAUAUUCCUCUGGAAUCAGAUCCUCAUCUUAACCCUGGUACGGCGCCAGUGCCAGCCAAGCCUACUGUUGUGUCCGAUAUCUCAGAUCUUGCCAAUACUUCUCUUGCAUUGACCACAGCGUCUAUGGCCGGAACUCUCAAGAGGCCCCGCGAAGAGGAUUCUGUGGAGGCUGGGACCUCAGUUGAUUUGCCAGAAGCAAAGCGGCGUAUAAAGGCCACUCAUGAUGUGAUAUACCGAAUUGUUGUACCCUCGCGGCAGAUUGGGAAAGUCAUUGGAAGAGCGGGGCACCGUAUUCAGAAGAUUAGAGAGGAUACUCAAGCUACGAUUAAAAUUGCUGAUGCUAUUUCGAAACAUGAAGAGAGGGUGAUCAUUAUCAGUUCGAAGGACAGUGACAAUGUUUUCUCUGAUGCAGAAAAUGCUGUUCAUCAGAUUGUUACCCUAAUCCUCAAGGACGAUGACGGGAAUGCGGAGGCAGUGAAAAUUGGUCCUGGACAUGUCCCAGCUAAUGCAGUGAGGCUUUUGAUUGCUGGUUCUCAAGCAGGUGGCUUGAUUGGAGUUUCGGGUCAAAAUAUUGUGAACUUGAGGAAUACCUCAGGAGCAAGUAUUGCUGUUCUUUCUCCUAAUCAGUUGCCUCCAUGUGCAUCUGCCCAUGAAUCUGACCGAGUCGUACAGAUAUCCGGGGAAAUUCCUGCUGUUUUGAGAGCUGUAGUGGAAAUUGGCUGCCAGCUGAGGGAUAACCCACCUAAACAAGUAAUAUCUAUCAGCCCAACAAAUAAUGUUGGUAUUCAUAGGCAACCUCAACCAUUUGUGGAUCCUACUUCAGCUGAUUAUGUUACUUUGGAGCUUUUGGUUCCUGAAAAUCUGGUGGGUGGGCUGAUCGGAAGGUUCGGGGCCAAUAUAUCCAGGAUUAGAAAUGAGUCUGGAGCAAAUAUCAAGGUUUAUGGUGGGAGAGGUGAACAAACACAAAGACAGAUUCAUUUAGGUGGUAGCGCUCAACAGGUUGCCCUUGCCAAGCAGCGGGUUGAUGAGUACGUCUAUGCUGAAUUGAUGCGACAAGCAGGGGGGCAACUGCAGCUCACUGCUGCUGGUCAAUUGCAACAAUAUCCUGCUCAACAGCCGAUGCCUGACAUGUCAAAUACUCUAUACCAAGGUUAUGGACAUGCCCCUGGCCUAUACACAAGCAGUAAUCAUGACGUUGGGAUGAUGGCGGCGCUGCCCCCGAUGUUUGCAUCAAGCACAACUACCCAAGCUCCUCAUUACUAUGCUCAUCAGUCCUAUCCUGCUCCACCAUUAUAGGUGCGAAUAGAAGCAUCUUCCCCCACCCUCCCUCCUCUGUUUCAUGUUGGCCUUCGUGUUUGAUUAAAUUUAUUGUAUAAGAUUUAUCAAUUCCCGUUGCAUUGCACCGCGUCUGCACUCUUGUUGGAUAGUUAAUCUUGCUUACAAUAAGAAUGUAACCUUUGCUGGUAUUA